AUAAUCCACGUGACCGAGCCAAGACAGCAACAGGUUUUUGUUUUUGAGACAUCAAGUUCAAGGUUCAAUUUGAGGUUAGAUAAGAGCUGCUUCUUGUCUAUUUUAAACUUGAAAAUCCUCCACACUCUCAUUAUAGUAUAGUAGUACUUAGUAGUGUUGGUAGAAAGAGAAGGCAGCAAGUGAUAUCUUGAAUAUUUACAAGUGAUAUAGGUACCUAGACAUGGCUAAACAAGGUUCAGUAAUCGGCGGGUACAAGAUUGGAAAGCUUAUUAUCGAAGGUAAAACCAAACAAGUAUUUGAACUCCCAGAACAUCCCAAUGAAGUCUUGAUUUUGAGCAAAGACAGAAUAACAGCUGGUGAUGGCGCUAAAGCUCAUGACUUGGAGGGAAAAGCAGAAAUAUCAACACAGACCAAUGGAAAGAUUUUUGAAAUUUUAAACUCUGUUGGUCUUAAAACAGCUUUUGUAAAGAGCGCCACCAAAACUGCUUUCAUCGCAAAAAAAUGUGAAAUGGUUCCUAUAGAGUGGGUGACUCGCAGAGUGGCAUUCGGCUCAUUUUUGAAACGUAAUCCAGGAGUCCCUGAAGGUUACCGGUUCAAUCCACCCAAGCAAGAAACCUUUUUCAAGGACGAUGCCAAUCACGACCCGCAAUGGUCAGACGAGCAGAUAGUCUCUGCCUCCUUCCAGUUCUAUGGUAGAACCAUCUCCAGGGAUGAGGUAGACAUGAUGAAGCGUAUGUCCGUGGCUGUGUUUGAAGUGCUCGAGAGAGCUUGGGCAUCCAGAAACUGCGCUCUCAUUGAUAUGAAAAUAGAGUUUGGUGUCAGCCCUCAAGGAGAGAUCGUGGUGGCAGAUGUGAUAGACAGUGACUCGUGGAGGCUGUGGCCGUCCGGAGACAAGCGACUGAUGAAGGACAAGCAGGUCUACCGCAACCUUACAAACGUCACUCCGGCUGACCUUGAGACCAUCAAGAGCAACUUCAAGUGGAUAGAGGAACAGCUGGCGUACCUUGCACCCCCCUCCACUGGCUUGGUGGUGGUGCUCAUGGGGUCUCCGUCUGAUGAAGAGCAUUGCACUAAGAUAGCCAACCACUGUGAGAAGCUUGGUGUCAAGUGUCAACUGAGAUGCACCUCGGCACACAAAGGCACCCAGGAGACUAUGCAGAUACUGGCCGAGUAUGAAGGUAGCAACAUGCCUGUGGUGCUGGUGGCUGUGGCUGGCCGCAGUAAUGGUCUAGGCCCUGUGUUGUCUGGCAACACUGUGUUGCCUGUCAUCAACUGCCCUCCCCUCAGCCCAGACAACAUAGACAGAGACAUCUGGUCAUCCCUCAACACUCCUUCAGGUCUCGGUUGUACCACUGUGUUGUAUCCGGAGGCUGCCGCUCUGGCAGCUGCUCAGAUUCUUGCUCUCAACGACCACAUCAUCUGGUCCAGACUGAGAGUUAAGGCAGUCAACAACUACAUCUCGCUGAAAGAAGCUGACAAAGUUAUUCGCUCAAAGUACCAGUGAUAGUCAUACGUAAUUUUGUACAAGAUUGUUAUUUUUUACACUGUAUGUUUUGUACUCUCUCUCAGAGAAUUAUAAGAGCAUUGCAAUA
This is a messenger RNA of Macrosteles quadrilineatus (aster leafhopper), 1592 nucleotides long. RefSeq names its product bifunctional phosphoribosylaminoimidazole carboxylase/phosphoribosylaminoimidazole succinocarboxamide synthetase (gene Paics). The record is from RefSeq and is a predicted model, not a curated record. Gene Ontology annotation, biological process: 'de novo' IMP biosynthetic process. Lineage: Eukaryota; Metazoa; Arthropoda; Insecta; Hemiptera; Cicadellidae. The coding region runs from base 221 to 1504 and encodes 427 amino acids. Gene Ontology annotation, molecular function: phosphoribosylaminoimidazolesuccinocarboxamide synthase activity. The transcript has 8 exons.